AGGCCAUUCAAAGAGACAGCAGUCGCAAAGGAAACUUCUUUGAGAUUAGAAAUCAUCUGUUUCAGCAUCAGGGUCAGCGCUCCAAGAGGGGCCACACACUCAUCCACAUCCAUCCGAGCACAUGUGUAAGGCGAUGUUACAUAGGAGCGCCUCUCAGCUGCUGUUCCUCAUAGCGAUCUGCGGCGUCUUUUACACGCGGACUCUCAGUUUGCCGCUCGCCACUACACGAGCCACUCGACACGCGGACGGUCUGUUCACCAGCGGCUACAGCAAACUGCUGGGCCAACUGUCAGCCAGACGCUACCUGGAAUCGCUGAUCGGCAAACGUGUCAGCGAUGAUCUGGUGGAAGGACAGAUGCCAGUGAAGCGUCAUUCUGAUGCGAUAUUCACAGAUAACUACAGUCGUUUCCGCAAGCAAAUGGCUGUGAAAAAGUACCUGAACUCUGUCUUAACAGGAAAGCGGAGCCUAGAAGACCCUGCCAGUGAGCAGGAGGAAUCAACUGGAGGAGAAACCUCCUACCGGGAGAGCUAUGAUGACAUAACUGUAGAUGAGCUUCUUAAUCAUAUACCAAUGCCACUCUGAAGACCACCUGAUAAGAAAACAUGAUUAUCAGUGACUGUAAUAGACAUUCCAUAUACAGAGUAUAGUAAAGGAUAGCAGCAUUUAAUUUCGAAACAAUUUUUCUCAACAUUAAAACAUGUAAAAUGUGGUAACCUAUAAAGUAAAUGUUUACACUGUAUAUAAUAAUUACACUUUAAGGAAUGUUGGCCUGGAGGUAUGUGUGUGUAGUUAGUUUUGGCCCAGAAACAAACACAUUCCUUCUUUGUUCUCUGUAGGUAGUAGAUUUAAUAAAAUAAGUAAUUAAUAAGUAAUUAUUAAACGCAUUGAAAGAAGCCAUGGACUGGCACGGUACAAUCAGAGAGCAAGAACUUAAACCCAAAGACCACAAGGGGAGCAUCAAUUAGAUCCCAGCAGUAUUGUAUUAGGUUGGAACAAAGAUUGAUUAUGUAAUAUGGUCUGAUCUCAAUGAAUUUUGUAAAUCAGAAUAAUUUUAUAAGAAUCUAUUGCUGUUGCUUCUCUGUUGGUUCUCAAGAGAAGGGAACUUAAAGAGCUGGGUGGGAUUGGGGUAAUGGAGAAUCUUUAUUU
Clarias gariepinus (North African catfish) is the source of this 1147-nucleotide messenger RNA. It is a transcript of the gene vip, whose product is annotated as vasoactive intestinal peptide. Lineage: Eukaryota; Metazoa; Chordata; Actinopteri; Siluriformes; Clariidae. Gene Ontology annotation, cellular component: perikaryon; extracellular region; neuron projection. The coding region runs from base 122 to 583 and encodes 153 amino acids. The transcript has 6 exons. Gene Ontology annotation, molecular function: neuropeptide hormone activity; peptide hormone receptor binding. The record is from RefSeq and is a predicted model, not a curated record. Gene Ontology annotation, biological process: negative regulation of apoptotic process; negative regulation of smooth muscle cell proliferation; positive regulation of penile erection.